Molecule: messenger RNA, 891 nt
Organism: Hipposideros armiger (great roundleaf bat)
Lineage: Eukaryota; Metazoa; Chordata; Mammalia; Chiroptera; Hipposideridae
Gene: PRTN3
Product: proteinase 3
Exons: 5
Coding region: 14-781 (255 amino acids)
Biological process (GO): proteolysis
Molecular function (GO): serine-type endopeptidase activity
Source: RefSeq, a predicted model, not a curated record
CCCCCACCUGACCAUGACCCGAAGCUACGGACCCUCCGGCCCUGCUCUGGCCCUGGUCCUGCUGGCCAUGCUGCUAGCCCGUGCAGCACAGGCCGCAGAGAUAGUGGGCGGGCAGGAAGCUGAGCCCCACUCGCGGCCCUACAUAGCAUCACUGCAGGUGGCAGGAAACCACUUCUGCGGGGGCACCUUGAUCCACCCGAGGUUUGUGCUGACCGCUGCCCACUGCCUGCAAAACAUGCCCCCCGCCCUGGUGGAGGUGGUGCUCGGGGCCCACAACCUGCAGAACACUGAGCCCAGCCAGCAGAGAUUCUCCAUCGCUCAACAGUUCAGCAACAACUAUGACCCUGAGCAGAAGCUCAACGACAUUCUCCUCCUGCAGCUGGACCGCCCGGCCAACCUCAAUGCCCAGGUUGCAGUGGCCCAGCUCCCCCAGCAGGACCAGCAGCUGCCCCACGGCACUCAGUGCCUGGCCAUGGGCUGGGGCAGGUUGGGCACCCGUGCGCCGUUGCCCCACGUCCUGCAGGAGCUCAAUGUCACCGUGGUCACCUUCCUGUGCCGCCCACAUAAUGUGUGCACCUUUGUUCCCCAUCGCAAAGCUGGCAUCUGCUUCGGGGACUCGGGCGGCCCAUUGAUCUGUGACGGCGUCCUCCAGGCUGUGGACUCCUUCUUGAUCCGGGAGUGUGCCACCCGCCAGUACCCUGACUUCUUUGCUCGCGUGUCCCUCUAUGUGGACUGGAUUCAAUCCGUGCUGAGAAGUGCGGGGUCCGAGGACAGCCCCUGAGCCUCCCCUUCCAGACCUCCCGGGGCUGAGGCCAGGCAGCAAACCUUAACGGAACAGGGAGGGUGCCAGUGUCCAGACCCACGGGGACAUCAAUAAAACUUGAAACCUCC